Molecule: messenger RNA, 1749 nt
Organism: Prorocentrum cordatum
Lineage: Eukaryota; Dinophyceae; Prorocentrales; Prorocentraceae
Source: the annotation of a GenBank genome assembly
AUGGAGGACUCCGUGGCCUACAUGGCGCGCGCGACGCUGGCAGCCACGCAGACGCGCCACAGCCUGCGCUUCCUGCGCCAGCGCCUGUCCGCCCGCUUCGGCUCCGCGGUCUGCGGCUGGCGGCGCGCGCUUGGCGCCGGCGGACGGUUGCUGGCGUUCGGGCGACUCCGGGAGGCUUGCAAGACGUUGAAGUUCAAGGAUCAGAUCAUGGAGUAUUGGUCCGAGCUCGACGCGAGCUACGGCGGAUGCAUCUCUCUCUUCGAGCUGGACCCGGAGGGCACGGCCCUGCUGGCCAGGCUCCGCGAGCGGUUGCUCACCUCGGCCGGCAGCGCCGACCCCGCCGAGAUGCACCGGCAGCUGGCGGUGCUCGGCCAAGGCCGUGAGGGCGCCCCGCUGUCGGCCGCAGAGUUCCGGGCCGCCGCACGCGUGUUGGGCUUCUCCGCCACCGAGGCCGAGCGCUUGUUCGCGCACCUGGACACCGGGGGCGGCGGCCCGAGCGAGGAGCCCGGCUGGGUCACCGCGGUGGACGUCGCUUGGCUGAAGCGGUUGCCCAGCUUGGUGGACUUGGGCGCCUUGGCGCUCUCGCCGGGAGAGGGCGCCGCGGGUUCGCCGCGGGGAUGGCGGGCGGCAGCGGGCAGCCGGCCGCAGCUGGUAUCGGGCCUCUUCAACCUCCUGGACAACGCGGCGUUGUCGGGCGCGGGCGCCCUCGACGCCCUGGGCCUGCCGGGCGCGGGCGCCGUGCCGCCGCGGCGGCUAGGCCCAGCCCAGCUGCGCCGCUACGCGUGCCUCUGCGGCUUCGAGGGCACCGACGAGGAGUGGAGCGAGGAGUUCAAGGCGAUCUGCGAGCGCUACGAGUGGAACGCCAGCAUCGGGGCCGAUGCCCGGCAGUUCUCCCAGCUGGUGGACGACCUGGAGGGCGGCGGGUACUGCCCCACGGACAAGCUGCACGACAUGCUGGCCGGAGUAGCCCUGGUGGAUACCACGAAUUCUCCGUGCGCAAGAAUUGGGAGCUGGCAUUCCUACCGUUAUGAGCACCGGUCACAGCAGGCGACUGGGCACCGGGAGGCGCUGACAGCGGCGCUGUUCCACGAGCUCGACGCCCAGAGUGCCGGAUUGCUUGGACCGCAGCAGGUCCGGCGCUUCGCCGAGCUCUGCGGCUUCAGCGGCGGGGACCGCAGGUGGGCCGAGGAGUGGAAGGCAAUGUGCCACACCUUCGACUGGAACCCCUCCCAGGGCCUCGACUUGCACCGAUUCACGCAGCUCGUGGAUAGCGACUUGGUCGUCUACUCCGACGACGACCUGCAAGACCUGCUGUCGCAGCAGCGGCUGCGGGAGGCCGCCAGCGGAUUUUCCGGACGCGCCGCUGCAGGCGGCCCCGCCGCGGGCGCCGCAGGGCGGCAGAGGGCGCGCUGGCUGCAUCAGCCGGGGACGGGCCCUGCCUCUUCGUCGAAGGGCUCCCCGUCGGGUGCUCCGACUCCGACCUGCGGGCCUUGGUGGAGCAGGUGGCCUUCCGCGCCCCCGCGGAGUCCCGCAUCACGGCCUGCAAGGUGUUCCCAGGCCUCCCAUGCGGCGCGGUCUGCCUGGGCUCCUCGCAGGCCCUGGGCGAGGCCGUCGCCAGCUUGCACGGGCGCAGCGUCCAGGAUUGGCCAGAGCCGCUUCAGGCGCGGCUGGUCGACCCGCGGCUGGAAGACCCGCUGGCGCCGCCCCCGCCUGGGCCGGGGCGGCGCGGAUCGCCGCGGGACCGCUUGA